GUAGUUCCCGGCGGCCCUCGCGGCAGGCUGCCGGCGUCCGGGAAGUUAGUGAUGGCCGCGGCCGGUUCUGCUGCCGUGUCAGGGGCAGGGACCCCGGUGGCGGGGCCCACGGGCCGCGACCUCUUUGCCGAGGGGCUCCUGGAGUUCCUGCGACCCGCCGUGCAGCAGCUCGACUCCCACGUGCACGCGGUCAGAGAGAGCCAAGUGGAGCUUCGGGAACAAAUUGACAACCUAGCUACAGAGCUGUGCCGCAUCAGCGAGGAUCAGAAGGUGGCCCUGGAUCUGGACCCCUAUGUUAAAAAGCUGCUUAAUGCCAGGCGACGAGUUGUCUUGGUCAACAACAUUUUACAGAAUGCUCAGGAACGACUAAGGCGGUUAAACCACAGUGUUGCCAAAGAAACAGCUCGCAGGAGAGCGAUGCUGGAUUCAGGAGUUUACCCUCCUGGUUCUCCAAGCAAAUAAGCGUGGGCCUGUGACCCGAGCACACAAG
Molecule: messenger RNA, 490 nt
Organism: Acomys russatus (golden spiny mouse)
Lineage: Eukaryota; Metazoa; Chordata; Mammalia; Rodentia; Muridae
Gene: Snapin
Product: SNAP associated protein
Exons: 4
Coding region: 52-462 (136 amino acids)
Biological process (GO): lysosome organization; regulation of synaptic vesicle exocytosis; synaptic vesicle exocytosis
Cellular component (GO): BORC complex; BLOC-1 complex; synaptic vesicle
Molecular function (GO): SNARE binding
Source: RefSeq, a predicted model, not a curated record